AUGAACGUGUUCCAGGAUUUGGGGACUGAAGUGCUAUCUGGAGCUGCCAAAGGCUACAACAUAUGCCUUUUUGCCUAUGGACAGACAGGCUCUGGGAAGACAUACACCAUGCUGGGGACCCCAGCCUCCGUAGGGCUGACGCCGCGGAUAUGUGAGGGUCUCUUCAUCAGGGAGGAAGACCAUCCCUCACUGCCUUCUUCUUGUAGGAUAAAAGUAAGUUUCCUGGAAAUCUACAAUGAAAGGGUACGGGAUCUGUUGAAGCAGUCUGAUCAGAAAAAGUCCUAUACCCUGCGGGUCAGGGAGCACCCAGAGAUGGGGCCCUAUGUACAAGGUUUAUCUCAACAUGUAGUUACCAACUAUAAGCAAGUAAUUCAACUCUUGGAGGAGGGGAUAGCUAACAGAAUCACAGCAGCCACCCAUGUUCAUGAGGCCAGCAGCAGAUCUCAUGCCAUCUUCACUGUCCACUACACGCAGGCAAUCCUGGAGAACAACCUCCCCUCUGAAAUUGCUAGCAAGAUCAACCUUGUGGACCUAGCAGGCAGUGAAAGAGCAGAUCCCAGUUACUGUAAAGACCGGAUUACUGAAGGAGCCAACAUCAACAAGUCCCUUGUGACUUUGGGAAUUGUCAUCUCCACCUUAGCCCACAACUCCCAAGUAUUCAGCAGCUGCCAGAGCCUCAACAGUGCAGCCAGUGAUUGUGGUGACGGUGGAACCCCUAGCUUUUCUUCUGGGACCAGCAGUGGAGGGAGACCCUCCCGGAGGCAGUAUUAUAUCCCAUACCGGGACUCUGUGUUGACCUGGCUGCUGAAGGACAGCCUUGGAGGCAACUCCAAAACCAUCAUGGUUGCCACUGUGUCUCCUGCACACACCAGCUACAGUGAGACCAUGAGCACACUGAGAUACGCAUCCAAUGCCAAAAACAUCAUCAACAAGCCACGGGUGAAUGAGGAUGCAAACGUAAAGCUGAUCAGAGAACUCAGAGAGGAGAUCAAAAGAUUGAAAGCCAUGCUGCUGAGCUUUGAACUGAGGAACUUCAGUUCAUGGAAUGAUGAAAAGGAUGAAAAUCUGAAGGAGCUGGUUCUCCAAAAUGAGCUGAAGAUUGACCAGCUGACUAAAGACUGGAUGCAGAAGUGGAGUGACUGGAAGGCCCUCAUGGAGCAUUACAGUGUGGACAUCAACAGAAGGAGGGCAGGGCUGGUCAUUGACUCCAGCCUGCCACACCUGAUGGUCUUGGAGGACGAUGUGCUCAGCACAGGUGUUGUGCUUUAUCACCUCAAGGAGGGGACAACAAAAAUAGGAAGGGUUGACUCAGACCAGGAACAGGACAUCGUCCUGCAGGGCCAGUGGAUUGAGAGAGACCACUGCACCAUCACCAGCGCCUGUGGGGUAGUCGUUCUGCGGCCCACCCGGGGGGCCCGCUGCACAGUGAAUGGCCGAGAGGUCACUGCCUCCUGCCGUCUGACCCAAGGAGCUGUUAUAAUCCUGGGGAAAGCACAGAAGUUCCGUUUCAACCACCCGGCGGAGGCUGCUGUCCUGCGGCAGAGGAGGCAGGUUGGAGAGGCUAUUGGUGGCCCUGGCUCUUUGGAGUGGUUGGACUUGGACGGAGAUGUCACUGCCUCUCGGACGGGUCUCUACCCUUUGCUUUGGAAGGAAAGAGGAGUGCUGGGGGAACAGUGUGAGGAGGGCCGCCUGCAGCCGGGGGACGGAGCGACGUCCCAUGGGGUCCGGAUUCAGCGGCAGCAGUGCUCUGUGGAAGAUUUGAGGCAGCAGAUCCUAGCAGGACACCUCAGAGCUCAGCAGGAGCUGGAGUUGGACCAGGCUCGCCUCGACCAGCAGAGUAGAGACGACCAGCAGUGGCUGCUUCGAGAAGAGACCUGGCUGGCCGGCUUGCAGCAGCAGCAGCAGCAAGACUGUGUAGCAGAGGAGGUGCUUGAGGCCUCCGUGGCCUCCGAGGCUCAGCUUCAGACAGAUUCUGAGGCUCAGCCGUCCCCACUGGUCCGAAGCCAGAAGCAAGUGGUGCAGCUGCAGCUCCUGCUGAGACACGCUCUUCGGACAGCAGAGCAGGACGUCAGGCAAAAAAAGGCCACGUUCCAGCUAGAGAGACUCAACAAGAAGCAGAGGCUCCUGGAGGCCCAGAAGAGGCUGCAGCAGCUCAAGGUGUUGUGCUGGCUCCAGGAUGACAGCACCCGGGAGCCCCCAGACCAGGUCCCCAGCCCGGAUGCUGUGGUCCCAGGGCCUCAACGCAGAAGCAGAUCAGCAAGUUGCAGUUCUUUGAGCCUCCAGAGGCUUUGCAGACAGUGCUUGCCCCAGCCGCACAGCGUUCUUCUGAAUCAGCAUCCCUCCACCAUGUUACCCCCUGUGCCUGACGGCCCUCACCAAAUACCAGAGGAAAUGCUGUCAGAAGAGCAUUUGCCCCCAGCUGCUGCUUAUCCUCCAAGGACAAGGGGUUCCAACAAAAAUGACCUCUGUUCCUCCGGCCUGGGGCAGCUCCGCACAGCCAGGGGAGCCUUGGCUGUGAAGGGAACCUCAGCUCCAGGCCCCUGCCUCACUGUGAGCCCCGAGUCUGCCAGUGUUCAGGAAAUGGAGAGAGAGAGGAAGCAGCCCCAUCGGGAGGUGUCCCAGGGCUCGGCCUCUCUGAGCCAACCAGCUAACGAGCUGAAGCCAAGGGAUGAGCCAGAGGUCCUCACCCCUACCUCCCAGAGCAGAAGGGCUGAGGGACUAGUGGAGUCUGGCUACACGCAAGCCGCGUGGCAAAGAGAAGGGAACCUUGCAACCCACAAGGCUGCCAGAGGCGCUGGCUGCAGUUCCUCACACACCUGUGCACCCAAGCAGACAUCUGGAUGUGGAAAGGCAUCCAGUACGUUCCAGGCAGGAUCCAAACCUACAUCUCCAAGCAGGGCCUCAGAAAGGCAGCUGAGGGUCCUGGCAGGUGGAGUCAGAGAUACUGCCAAGGAGCCCUCUCAUAUGCCUCAGGACGGCCCUUUAAAGAGGCAGCGCAGUGCAGGGGACCCAGACACCACGGCUCCACUCACAAACUCCAGCCCCGAGGUGGGUCACGCGGGAGAAAAAGACGAGGAUUUCUCUGACACAAACAGUGAUUACUCAGUGGAUUCUCUGUCCUGUGUCUGUUGCAAAGCCCGGACAGAGCCACUGAAGCCAGAGGACCUCCAGGGGAAGCAGCUGGAUCUCCCAAAGCCAGAGAACUCUGAAAGUGAUGAGAGCCAGAUAUCUGAGGACUCGCUGGCUGAGAGGCGGUGCCAAACCCAGAAAGACAGUCCUGAGGGCCGUCAUCCCACCAGCAGCCCUGGCUCCCACAGGGCCAGAACACGAGCCUCUGGGAGGGGCCGUGCUGUCCCCUCAGACAGUGGACUGCUGGCUCAGGUUCACAGGACCUUUUCCUUGGAUAGUCUGAUUGAUGCUGAGGAGGAAUUGGGGCAAGCUCAGAAAGAAGAGCCUGUACUGGGCUCACCUGAGGAGGUGCCCACAGAGACUUUUUGGCACCUGCCGAGCUCCAGUGUGUGUGCAGAGGGCCAGGAGGCAACGAGCACUCCAUUUGACCUUGCUCCUCCGUCCCAGCCCCGUUGUGAGCAGCCUGAGUCAGCCAUGGAGGUGCGCUGCUCUGAAAAGGCCAGCUGUCUUCCAGGCACGCUGCUAUCCGGAGGGAGCCCACUGAUGUCCAUGGAUUCCUGGUUUUCCUGUGACUCAAAGAUCAAUCCCAGCAACCCCCCAGGAACAGUGGGGUCUUUAUGUCCAAGUCCUGAUGUCCAGGAGUUUCAGCCCUGUGGUUGGGAGAAGCCUGGGUACUGGCUAAAUAUGGAAGAGCUAAAGCCUUCAGGUACAGCAGUCCUGCCAUACAACAUCACACCGCUCCAAGGCAGUGCUGAGCUACCCUACAGCGCAGCAGAUGCAUACACAGUCCCUGGUUCUGAUACAUGCAAGCUGUCACUCUUGGGGACUCACAGGCCUCUUCAGCCAGGAGCUGAUGGCACCUUUCAGGGAAGGGGUGUUUCUGACACGGCCCAGCGGGGCACCUCUGUAGCGUCAAACAGCUCUAGCGUGUCCAAUGUGUUGGCCGCCUCUGCUGCCUCCCUCACUCAUCUAGGCAGUGCCUGUGUAUGGGACUGGUCUGCCCUUCAGCAGAAGUACCUCCUUGAACUGUCUCAUCCUGUUUGGGAAGCCAUAGGAGAGCCCAGGCCAGCUUUCCCCUGCCUUGAAGAAGACUCUGGUUCCCUGGCCCAAGCUUCUGGCAAAGGAGGAGAUUCUCUUUUGCCAGUUGGUCUUGGGGUAUCUAGCAAUCUGGAUUUCAACAGCUUUUCCGUCCAUCUAGCCAAAAGUAGCCAUUUGAGAGCAGGGAAAGAACAGGACAGUUUGAGUGCCCAGUUAAAAGGUUCUUCAAAUUUCUUUAGAACUAGUGAGAAAGAGGUGAGUUAUAAUGAAACUUCUUCAGCAGACUUAGAAUCAUUGGCUUCUGGAACUACAAACGUACAGGUUUUUGCAGCAGAGAGCAAGAUAGCAAAUUUGAUGACAGAAACAUGUGAAGUCAAACAGAACAGCUUGGAAGAGCAUUCUCAGGGUAGCAGGAAACCUGCACUAAUGACUUCCUCUGAUGAGGGUUUCUUCCUGAAGAACCCUUGUCAUAGUAAUGGCCCCAUGGCCACCAAAGAAGACCACUGGCCCCAAGGCUGGGUGCCUCUCAGGGACAAUAUUGCAGGCCAGCGAGCUCAGCCAAGGCACAGCAGCCACCACCCAAUCCAGGCAGAGAAGGCAGGUUGCCAGCAGAGCUCCAGAGACACAGGUUUUUCCUUUGCCUUUCCCUCAGAUUCAGAGCUGUACCUGCCCUCUGUUCCCUGGGAUCCAUUUCCAUCUUCCCUGCAGCCACCCCCCUUAGAGACUUUCUACGUGACCAAAAGCAGGGAUGCCCUGACAGAAACUGCCUUAGAGAUUCCAGCUUGCAGAAAAGCGAGGGUGCAGCCUCCAUCCCUCAGGGAAGCCUGGGGCUCCAGUCUUGACCACCAAGUCAUCCGCGAUGCUUAUUUGGAGAAUAAUUUGCCAGUGCUCUUACAAAACCAAAGUUCCAAGUUUGCCUUGUCUCAGCAGGUCACAGCAGAGAGGCCGGUUGAUCUGAACGCCAGGAGAGUUACAGGAGAAGUAGGGAAGUGUCCUGGAAAUAGUAGAGAAAGCCACAACCCCAUUUAUUCUGUUGCCCAGAACAGACAUCUUUUCUCUUCUACCAGCACAAAAGUAUGUGAAUUUGAAAAUCAAGUUGAUAUUUUAAAUAAAAAACACGAUCUAGCACUCAAGGAGAGAGGAAAGGCCACAACUCUGUCCUGCUACAAUGUUUCCUCAAGCAGUUCUGUUUCUGGGAAGCCUCUCUUUGUUUGUGAAUUUGGGGAGGAAGCACAGGGUCAGAAUGCCGGCCUAAGGCAGAGCCAGGCCUUAGAUAUGAACAGACAGUGUCCUUCUGGGGCCAGGUCUGAUUUCAUCUGUAAAACCAUCAAUUCACGUCUUGAGAAGAACAUGCUAGGAGAAACGGCUAUUGCUGUGAAGUCCAGUGCAGUAGAUCCCAAUGCCGGCAGCCCAGUGGUGGUGGCCCAGGAUGAGACCCCUGCCCACAAGUGGGAACAGAAGGAUGAAACUGGUCUUGGAAAAGCUCUCCAUUCUACAGACAGCUUAGACGAGCUCAAGCAUCCAGAGCCAGACUCUACAUAUGAAAGAUUCCAGACUAUUCCAUCCUCUCAGGAAAGAAACCUCAGUGAGUGCAAACGACCUGGAAAGUCACAAGGAAGGACAAAGGAAGAACCUUCUGGAAAAAAACAGAACAAAAGGGUUAAUAAUGAUGAUGAGAUGGUGAGGCUAAUUAGGAGUGUAAUGCAGCUAGAACAUAGCAUCUUGGAAAUCGAAUCCAAGCAGAAUAAGCAGCUACAUGCUUCCCACACACCGGGAGUCAGAAAGGAGACUGUGUUCCAGGACCGGGAGAAGGCUGACUGUGUCCUGAGGCCAGGCAGCCCUGGAGACUGCUUGUCCUUCAAGGAUCAGCCACGUUCUCCGAAACACCACGAUGGUGUUGUCUUGAGGGAUACCGAAGUCAGAGAAAUGACGGAGCUUAGCGGUUGUGUUGGGAAAGACCCCCAGGUGCAGAGCCCCUUCCAGACAAGGGAAUGUAUAGAAGAGAUUCGAUUUGUGAGAGAGCCCACCUCCCCAGCUGCGUUAGAGAGAUCUGCCGGGGACACUUGGGAUUAUUUAGGGACAUGUACAGCCCCCAGGGCACCCACCAACACUUCUCUUCACCCGAGGAGAAUGACAGCAUUGGCCAGGGCUCUGCCAUCGCAGCCCAGGCGAGAGAGUUCUUCAGAAGAUGAGGGUGGGUUGUUACAUGAAUCAGCUAGCCCCAAACGACAGCCUCAUGACUUGGGAAGUCUUAUGGAAUUGGAGACUCUGAAGGUUUUCCAGAAAAGCCAGGUUGCUGAAGACAUACACAGUUCUAGUCAAGAGGAGCUAACAGUUCAAGGCAGAAUUGAAGAAAUGACUAUGCAAACGGGACAGAGCCUACAGGAGGAAAACAAACCCGUCUCAUCGCAUCAGAAACUUCCUAGUCUGAGCCAGCUUUAUAUGAGCAGAUUUUUCAGCCAGGAGACCAUCUGCCCAUCGCUGAGCCAGGUAGACUGUUCUACAGCUUCUUCUCACCAAGACCUGACUCACACCUUGCCCUUGAAUUCUCCAAGGUUGCCAAGGAGCUAUCUUUAUGCACCUGACACUGGAGGCAUCUUUUCAGUUGACUACAUGCUGGAUCCCACAGUGUUUAAAAUCCGUGACAGCCCCUUGGUAGCUAGAGUCGGGCAUCAGGACCAGAAUGGAGAUACCAGAAGCCACAGCCCUCAGGGAUAUAUCAGAGGGAUUGCCUCCGUGGCACACUCUGCUGGGUGUGGGUCUGCGAUCUCCAUGGCCAUAGGAUCUCAUGGUCAGUCUGGUGCACCAGAGAGCUUUUCCCUUGAGGAAGAGGGCAGGAUAUCAGCAAGCACUGCCCCCCAAGACCAAGGAGGGGGCCUCAGAAGCACCUUCAUGAACUUGAGUACCAGGGAGAGUUUUGCUCCUGAAACAGAGGCAGCUAUACAAAAAGAAAGAAAGAGAGCCAGUCACCUGAACAGGGUCUCUAGCCAGCUUGAAAAGAGGCCCAGCAGCCCCUUAGAAGAGGAUGGCUUCCAAAACAGAGAGGCGAGGCACAAGGCAGAGAAUGAUGCCAAGGACUUCAGUCUUACCAGCGAUGCCUUCUCAUCACCUGCCUCCCUGUCGGAAGUUCCCAGUCCAGAGCCCAGGAGCCUGUGGGAGCCCUCUGCCCACACAUCCUUGUGCUUGGCUCUGUUGGAGGAGGUCAGACAGGCAAAGGCCCAGGGAAAACAGCUCAGUGACUUUGUGGCUAGGAGGACAGUCCUUCCUCACUGUGAAACUUUACCAGAACCUGAAUGUUCUUCCCGGGUCCCUGGGAGGCCUCAGGAUAAACAAACAGACCAGUCAGCAUCAGACAGAACCAGGAAUGAAAGUCAAGCACAAGGAGUUCAUGCGGCAUUUCUGUCUGCUGAACCAGGACAUCUGUUGACUGUCGAGGGGAAAGUCUUCCAGGCCACAUCCCUCUCCAUGGAGAGCUUCCAACUUCUGCCCAACUCCAAAACUCAUAGAGGGACCUGGCUGCCCUCACAGGCCUCCUCCCUCGCGGGCCCUGCUCUGGGCAAAAGCAGUUGCACUGGAGAGCUGGGACAUGUGCUAGGAGUAGGUGAACAGACUAUAUGUCACUCUAGUUCUGAGAUCACAGAGAAAGAAGUAAUACCUUCCUCUCCUGGUCCUUUGGGCUCAGUCUGUCUUUUUUCUUCAGCAGCUGUGGAGGAGGGCCGGAGGGUAGAACCAGAGAAAGUGGUGCCUGCCUUGUCUUCUCAGGUCCCCUCUGAUGGCCCUGGAGUGAGUCCACGUGCACCAACCCUGCUAGCCACAUGUGAGACCACAGAGGGUGCACUCCCCGACCGCCAGGAGAGCCUCCCAGAGCACCGGGAACCUAGCAGUCUUGACACCACAUGUGGGAGAGACUCAGGGAACUUCUUAGUGACUGCACAGGCAGGAAGAACAAUCUGUUUUGAAUGUGAGUCUGUGCUCUGUGACGUCCAAAGUUCUGCACGUCUCUCAAGGCCUAAUCAAGACCAUGUGCAAGGCCUUGAGGCUUCUACAGGCUUAGAAGAAGGAAGGGCAAGUCCCCAGCAAGGUGCUCUCAGGCCCGGAGCCCUGAGAAGGGUUGAACUGGACAAUCCUUCACAGCAGUGUGUAAACUGGAAGGGGAGUGUUGGGUCUAGGCUGGCAGAAGCCUGUAGGCCUGGCGGCAAACCUCCUGAGCCAAGAUCAUUGCCAGAUCAAACACCUAGCCCAGAUCCCAGGGGCGUUGGGGAGGAGGCCCCGUUCAGAUGCCCAGAGGAAGCUUUAGAUUAUGAGGUCUCAGGGAGCACUGAAGACAGCAGGACUGUCAGCCCACCUGGGGGAAGGAACGAGAGCCGAGCUCUUCCUUCCCAGCGGCUGUGCAGCUCUCAGCGUGUUGCUCCUCAGGCCUGUUCUCCCCACUCCUGCACGUCACUGUGUUGUGCAGGUGGUGACCUGGAGAAGGGGACUUCCCAGGCUGCCCCAAACACUGUCCACCCGCCCUGCAUAGCACCUUCCAGGGCCUGUGGCGUGGAUGAGAGAGGAGCAGGCCGUUCCAGGGAAACUGAUGUGCUCCUGGUGCACAGCCUCAAGCCCAGAGGCAUGAAUAUGGGGUUAGGGCCUGCAGACUGCAGCACUCUGGAGCCCCCAGCCACAGCUGCUGUCUUUUCUCUGGCUCAAGGCUGUAGUUCUUCUUUGGCCCCUGAUAUAAGGACAAGUUCCUUUGGCCACUCAAGUGCUGAUGGAAGCCCAAGGUCAGCGGGGAGCCCUGAGAGAAGAAAGCAAGUCAGCAUGGAGUUUGAGGCUAUCCCACCUGUGGACAUGUGCUGUGAGCCACCGAGGAAGCUUCAGGACUGCUGUGCAGGUGGCCAGAACACACAGCUGUCUCGAACCCAGCCAAAGCCACCUGCAACAAGUGGAGGACUGAAUGCCCAGAAUUUAAGUGAAGGAUCUGUUGAGAAUGAGCUGGUGGUGGAACCACAGCAUGGAUGUUUAGAAAAUACCUUCAGAUGCCUUCCAGAAAAGCCACAACUUUCCGCUGAGUCCAGGGAUCACAGUGGCUUGGAUUCCCAAGUGAAAACACAUCCAGAGUUUGUAGCCAGGUUAAAACAUAUCCAGAGUACUCCAGUUGACAGUCCCUGGGAGGAGGAAGAGCAGCAGGGAGACCAGGCUUCAGGUGAUGGUGGAAACCCAGUUCAGGGUGGGAGUCCCCCACCUUCAGACGAAGAUGGCCUGGACAGUCAGAUUAGAGACGCCAGGACAAAGGAAGAGGCUGUGUCCAAGCCAGAGAGGUUCUCAUCAGACUUGGAAGACUCAGCCGCUGUGCACAUGGGGAGAAGUGGGCCACAGGAACACAUCGAGAGGCCGGGCCACCCCCGCUCUAGCAGGGAGCAGUCUCCUUCCCAUCAUCGGGGCUCACUGCCUGUGAUUGCAAUCUUCUCUGGCCCCAAACACUCCCCCAGGGCGCCCCCCAGGCCACAGUUCUCUGUGGUUAGCUCUUCCCGGUCUCUUCAGGAGCUGAACUUCAGCAUGGAGCCUUCUUCCCCCACAGACGAGGACACACAGGGACCUAACAGAUUAUGGAGCCCACAUCCCAAGGGCUGCUGCUCAGAAGAGUUGGCGGUAGGAAUUUCUGUAGAAGCUGAGGACUGCUGUCAGAAGGACUUGUCUGAUUUGGACAGUAGGACUGCUGAGCACGGGCCCUUGAAACGAGCCACCCUGCCUUAUCCAGCGUCUUCAGCUGUCUCAUGCAUGCCGACCCCAGAUUCCCUGACCAGGGGGUUGCCUGAUUCUCUGCAGCAGGCCUGCCAGGGAAGGCCAGAGAAACUGGGUGGCCAGGCCAGGCCAACAGAGUGGCUUUCUGGGGUGGACAAAAGAAUGCUGUACUUUGACUCUAGUGACGUCAAUCCGUACGUCCUGCCCCAGCGUCCAGAGGGGCCCGGGCACUUUGGCUGGAAGCAGUAUGUGUUUGGCAGUGCAGUCGAUGUCUCCUGCAGCCAGACACCCCAGGGCCUGGCACCAUCAGAUGUGGCCCAGGGCUCCAGCACGGUCAGUGGCCUGGAAGGCCAGAACUCCCCCUUCCACUCCCACCUCAGCACCUAUGCCAGUGCCCAGGACCUGUCAAGCACACGCAGCAGCAUUGAGAAUGCUCGGGCUUCAAAGGAAGCUUCGGAAGUCUGGGGUUACUCAUUUGCCUUGAGACAUCCCCCCACCACGACAGCCCCUGAAGAAGCAGACAGGAGGUCCCAGCUCAAGGGCCCGCCUGAUGAAGCAGGCCUGAGGAGCAAGUCCCCCCUGACUGAAGGAAGUGCCACAGGUCCAGUGGAUGAAAUCAUGCUGCUGUAUCCAUCCACUGCAGACCAGACUGUGCGGCAUGACAGGAUGGGCACCCUUGAGCAGGGCACACAGACCCUAGGCUGCAGGCUCCAUUGGAGCUGCACUGAUGUCUCUUCUGCCACCCCUGAAGCCAGUGCAACGUCAGUCUCUCACCUGGCCUCGUGGACCAGCAUGCACAGCCUGUCUCUCCACCUCUCACAGCUCCUGCACAGUACCUCGGAGCUGCUGGGGAGUCUCUCCCAGCCAAGUGUGGCCAAAAAGGAGCAGAACAUCAAGAAGGAGCCCCCAGGGGAGGCCCCACAGGCCCUUAGGAUGGAUGGUUGUAGUCAGACCACCAUGGAUAAGGGCAGCCAGACUGACCUGGCCUUACCACCUCUGCUCCUCCAGGCACCAGAGGCCAACCCUCAGGAAGCCAGUGUGACCUUGGAAGCGCCAGGCUCAGAUACCUGGACAAUGUCUCAAGAAAAGGGAGCUGUCCUAAGGGCACUUGAGAAGAGAGAGGCAGAAAAAACAGCAUGGAAAACAGCAGGGUCCUCAGAUCUUCAGGAAGAAUGCAUCCACUGCAAGCCCCAGAGGGCUCUGGUACCUUCAUCCCAUUGGAGCUUUCAGGAAGACCCCCUUGGGCAGAAGCUACCUUCUGUGGGCGCCCAAGAUUCUCCCCAUGCGUCCCUGCCUCCUAGCUCCCAACCAGAGACGUCCGCUUGUCUGGUCGUCAGCAGUCCUCGCCUCAGCGUCUCUCACUUCCCAGGGCUCCUCCCCAACACUGUAGAGGCCACUGGGGAGCCUAGGGACCAGAAGAAGAAGCCAGGCUUCACACGUGCCUUGUUGGUGGAUAGGGCCUCCUCCCCAAUCCUCACACUUAGUGCCAGCACCCAGGACUCCUGUCUUCUCCCAGGCGCCUUGUCUCUCUCAGCCCCCUCACCUCAGCCUCUUGAAGGCCACCAAAAGCUUGACUCUAGCCCAGCCCUUCCUCCUGUUGCCACAACACCUCCAGUCCAUGGUUACCCCCAGCCCAGCGAUGAGUCAGGUGACUCCCAGGGAGUCGAGGCUCAGUGCGGAGGCAGAGGUCCCUUGCAAAGGAGUGAUGGGAGGCCCUUCCUUGAGUUAAGCUCGUUAGGCAGCCCGCAGCACUGCCCAGAACUCCGAGAUGGUGUCCUAGGACAGCCCCCUCAGCAGCGCCAGCCCAGGACCAGCCAGGCAGUGCCCGCCUGGGUACAAAGGAGCACACGGCCGCCCCCACUACUGAGGAGCAGAAGUUGGAGGCUGGCCAAGGGCUUUGUGCGUGAGGAGAUGGCGUCCCCAGAUUGUGGCCCACUGAGCAGCGGGGGGUCAGCUCGGUGGCAGAGCAGGACAGAAAGUGGCGGGGAGAGUCCAGCACUUCUAGUGGGGCCACAGCCUGCUCCAGGUACUCCUUCUCAGUGGGGAGACAUCAGGCACCUCAGCCCCUGCCCCAUCUCCAAGGUGACUGAUGCCACAGGGCUCCGAGAUUCCGCCUUGGGCCCAGCUGGGGCCUGCCAACCGGAGGGGCUGCUGAGCCCCGCUUCCCAGACGCACACGGCCCCUGAGGCCUCUCACCACAGCCUGAGGGACCUCCCGGUGCAUAACAAAUUCAGGAACUGGUGCGGGGUGCUGGGUGACUCUCCCAUGGGGCUGGGUGUUACUGAGGAGCUGGGGACCAGAUGUGAUCUGGGCUCUGGAGAGCAGGGAGAGAGGCCCCCCCCCACUCCUGAGGACCAGAGCCAGGCUCCUGAGUGGCCCCAGAGGGAGAGGAUCCCCCUGCAAGUGGGGGCCCCGAACCUCUCAGUCAGCCUUGAACUCACAGAGGCGAAGCUGCACCACGCCUUCGGGGAGGCGGAUGCCCUGCUGCGGGUGAUGCAGAGCGGGACGGGGGCAGCGCUCGCUACUGACCACCCUGUGCUUGCCACGUGGGAGGAGCUCCAUGCCCGGCAAAAGAAAGCCAUCCAGGCCCUCCAGAGAGAGCGGGCUGAGCGACUUCAGAACUUCCGCCGGACGCGAAGUCUGAGCCCCCAGAAGCAACUGAGCCUCCUGCCCAGCGUGGAUUUCCCCACGCGGGAGCUUGACUUGCCCAGCCGGCGCCGAGAUUACCUGCAGCAACUGAGGAAGGAUGUCGUGGAGACCACCAGGAGCUCAGAGGCUGCUCCGAGGCCUGCUCACCCACCCUCUGACGUCGAGCUGAUGCUGCGAGACUACCAGCGGGCCCGGGAGGAGGCCAAGGUGGAGAUCGCCCUGGCCCGGGACCGGCUGCGGGAGCGGACUCAACAGGAGAAGCUGCGAAUCCACCAGCAGAUCGUCUCCCAGCUGCUGAGGGAAGAGGAAAAACUACACCCUCUGGCCAGCUCCAACCCCCUGUGCACCCUCUCCAAUGGAAGCCUCUCGUCUGGUGCCACCUCUGGCUACAACAGCAACCCAGCCUUGUCCGGCCAGCUGCAGUCCGCAGACAGCCUGGUGGACACAGACUUGUCUGACUCCAGAGAUGCCUGGAUGGGGGAUGGGCGGGGCCACCCUGCAGUGAGGAGGAGCCGUCACCCAUGUCUGGCUGGGCCCUCCUGGAAGAGCUCAGCCUACAGCCACGGAGCCUCCCUGGGCAGUUGCUGCUGCUCCCCAUCCAGCCUGUCCAGCUCAAGGGCCUCCUUCUCCACCUCCUACCAGGACCUGGCCAAGCACAUCGUGGACAUCUCUGUGGCUGAUGUAAUGGCCGCUUGUUCAGAUAACCUGCACAACCUCUUCAUCUGCCAGGCAGCCGCUGGCUGGAACUAUCAGGGUGAGGAACAGGAGGUGCAGCUGUACUACAAGGCGUUCUCCGCUACUCGGCACGGAUUCCUGGGGGCAGGUGUGGUGUCCCAGCCGCUGCCUCAGGUGUGGGCAGCUGUGAGUGAUCCCACCCUGUGGCCCCUGUAUCACAAGCCCAUCCAGACAGCACGGCUGCACCAGCGGGUGACCAACAGCAUCAGCCUGGUGUACCUGCUGUGCAGUACCACCCUGUGUGCACUGAAGCAGCCGCGGGAUUUCUGCUGUGUCUGUGUGGAAGCCAAAGAGGGGCACCUGUCCAUCAUGGCAGCUCAGUCUGUGUAUGACACGUCCAUGCCACGACCUUGCAGAGAAGUGGUCCGAGGGGAGAUCCUGCCCAGCGCCUGGAUCCUGCAGCCCCUCACCAUGGAAGGGAAGGAGGUCACCAGGGUCAUCUACCUGGCCCAGGUGGAACUUGGUGCUCCGGGCUUUGCCCCUCGGCUCCGGGACGCCUUCAUCAAACAGCAACCCCUGGUCAUAGCCAGACUGGCCGCCUUCCUUGGUAGCUAGCGCGUCGUCAUCGA
Messenger RNA from Trichechus manatus latirostris (Florida manatee), 13844 nucleotides. It is a transcript of the gene STARD9, whose product is annotated as StAR related lipid transfer domain containing 9. Lineage: Eukaryota; Metazoa; Chordata; Mammalia; Sirenia; Trichechidae. Gene Ontology annotation, biological process: spindle assembly; microtubule-based movement. The coding region runs from base 1 to 13830 and encodes 4609 amino acids. Gene Ontology annotation, cellular component: centriole; nucleus; cytoplasm. The transcript has 31 exons. The record is from RefSeq and is a predicted model, not a curated record. Gene Ontology annotation, molecular function: lipid binding; ATP binding; microtubule binding.